AUGGCCUUUUGGACUGUUCCAUACAGGGCCGAGGCCGUCGAUACAAAUCGGGACCCUAGCAUGUAUUGGGAGGAUGUCAACAGCGCCAGUACCGAUGACGUCCACAACGAUUUUUUUGGCCAGUUUGUUGACUUUGAUGCCGACGGUACCGUUACAGCGACCGCCGACAAUGAUUUCAACACGAUACCAGCUUCUAUGCCCGGCGUGGCAGAGUCUAUGCUCUUAAUGGGGGACCGUACUGUCCCAACCCUAGAAAGUGCCGUCUCAUCUUGCGUUUCUUCCGCUGAUGAGUUUGACUUCCUCUCUAGCAGCUCUCGCAUUGGCCCAACUGCCUCGGCCGCCAGCCACGAAAUAGACCCGAAGGACCUCGCGUUAAGUGCCGAUGAGCUUGGUCAUCCAUCUCAGCAGCAGUUUGAGUAUCUUGGGAGAGCAUCCAUGUCAGAGGCUGACCUCAGCAGACUUGAGAGUAUUUCUCUGCAUUCGCCGCAGAGACAGCAUAAUACAACGUCGUCGGAUCCACCGUCUCCAAAACCUCCCAACACCGAUGGUCGGAAGCCUAAGAAGUUUGUGGAAGCCUUGUCUUCCACAAUAAGAAGGGCAACGAAUCUGCGAAGGAAUCGCAAAGCAACAGCUGUGCCACGGCAAGUAUCACCGACACAAGAACAUCUACAACCUCUGAAGGUACCCAAGCAAAGGCGAGGAAGAGGUCGAGCUGUUACGCAGGGCAAUCUACCCGUAUCUCCUCCACUUCGACAGCAGGAACAAGCUACUCCCCAUUUCAUCCAUGGGCGGUGUGAUGACCCCUUCAACGACACCGCUCUUUUACCACCACCUGGGGGUGUGAAUCUUCAGUAUUAUGGCCAGGUUGCUCCGGAUACUCCCAUAGAAUCGCCUGGCCACCAUCCUCCUCCUCCUCCUCCUCCUCCACCACCACCUCCUCCUCCUAAGCAGCAGCAGCAGCAGCAUCAACACCAGAUGCAUUGGACAGGCACCGGAGGCGAGUAUAUCACCAGCCAGGAGGCCGGUUGGUGGACACCGGAUAUGAUGAGCCAAGGACCAAACGACUUUUCUCAUCACCAGAGGAGCGCCAGUGUUCAUGUUAUGGGGCAUGGCCAGCACACGGGGAUGCCAUACGACUACGGAGCUAUUGCCGACACCAGCACGGGUGGGCUCAUGAUUCACAUGCCUCAGCCUCGAGGCUCCCAGUCAACUGUGGUCAAUGACUUGACAGUCAACGCCCACACGUUUCUUCCACCGCCGCCUCCCAUUCCUCAGGCUAUAGGGCAGAAGAUGCCGGCUUCAGAGAGAUCUCAUCGCCCCCCCAAGGCCAAGUCGUCUGGAGCGAGACACAUGUCUUGCUCCCCUGUGCGAAAGCAGCGAGGGCCAUCAUCUUCGCCGACACCCGCGGAUCAGUCUGCUGUCCCUCGCUCUCGCCACAGCUCUGGGGCAUCUGUGUCAUCGUUAAGAAGCAGCUCCGGCCGACUCCCUGCCAGUAUGCCUGGCACCCCAUGUAGUGUUCGCAAACGCCGCUCUCGAGAUAUCAGUGGUUCAAACAGUGCCUCGUCUUUGGGUGGUGGCGACGGCGCCGGCGGGAUCGGUUUCGUCAACUUUACACCAAAUGACGGCAGCGUUCUCAUGACAGGCGUCGCCCCCAGUGGAAGCUCCAAGACAAAGGCGCGCCGUGAAAAGGAAGCCCAGGAUCGACGCAGACGCCUCAGCGAGGCAGCCAUUAAAGCUGUAGCCGCCGCCGGAGGAGAUGUUGACAAAUUAAUAGAGCAAGGGUUUGCUUUUUGA
Messenger RNA from Metarhizium acridum CQMa 102, 1794 nucleotides. The record is from RefSeq and is a predicted model, not a curated record. NCBI's taxonomy places the organism in Eukaryota, Fungi, Ascomycota, Sordariomycetes, Hypocreales, Clavicipitaceae.